This is a messenger RNA of Colletotrichum destructivum, 546 nucleotides long. RefSeq names its product Putative NAD(P)-binding domain superfamily, trans-enoyl reductase. The record is from RefSeq and is a predicted model, not a curated record. Gene Ontology annotation, molecular function: oxidoreductase activity, acting on NAD(P)H. Bases 1 to 546 code for a protein of 181 amino acids. NCBI's taxonomy places the organism in Eukaryota, Fungi, Ascomycota, Sordariomycetes, Glomerellales, Glomerellaceae. The transcript has 2 exons.
AUGGCGUUAAAUACAACAACAACAACAACAACAACAACAACAUCCCCAGAACAAGAACAAGAAGGCUACACUGUGGUUGGCGUUGCGUCUUCUCAGAAUGCUCAGCUUGUGAAGUCUUGCGGCUGUGCGCACUUUGUCGACAGGAAAUCACCAACUGUGAAGCAAGAGCUCAUAGACCUUGGACCUUUUGAGGCCGUCUUGGCGGCUGCUGACGCAGCCCCUGAUCAGCCUGUGUUGGGGGCUGUCUUGGCUGCGCAUGGCGGGGGCACCUUUCUGUCGACAAUGGGUUUGCGAGCGGGUGUGGAGUUGCCGCCAGGAGUGAACGGAGCCUUUACGGCCGUCAUGGAGCCCUACCUUAACCCAAAGAAACGGGAGUUUACUGAGUGGGUGUGGUGGGAGUUCUUGGAAAGCGAGCUUACGUCUAUGCGGCUGCAGCACGUACCAAUUCGAAUUCUAGGGGGCCUAGACAAGGUGCAGGAGGCAUGGAAUCUGUUGAAGGAGGGAAAAGUCAGCGGCCAAAGACUUGCUAUUACACCUAGCCUUUAG